This is a messenger RNA of Molossus molossus (Pallas's mastiff bat), 2529 nucleotides long. RefSeq names its product leucine rich repeat and fibronectin type III domain containing 1 (gene LRFN1). The transcript has 3 exons. Gene Ontology annotation, molecular function: protein binding. The record is from RefSeq and is a predicted model, not a curated record. Lineage: Eukaryota; Metazoa; Chordata; Mammalia; Chiroptera; Molossidae. The coding region runs from base 74 to 2380 and encodes 768 amino acids.
GAGAGGUUCAGACACUUGCCCGAGGUCACACAACUAGUAUUACUGUCCACUCCUCCCACCUCUCCAGUGCACCAUGGCCCCGGGCCCCUUCUCCUCCGCGCUGCUCUCGCCACCGCCUGCUGCCCUGUCCUUUCUGCUGCUACUCUGGGCGGGGGCAUCUCGGGGCCAGCCCUGCCCUGGCCGCUGCAUCUGCCAGAACGUGGCGCCCACGCUGACCAUGCUGUGCGCCAAGACCGGCUUGCUCUUUGUGCCGCCAGCCAUUGACCGGCGUGUGGUCGAGCUGCGGCUCACAGACAACUUCAUCGCCGCCGUCCGCCGCCGUGACUUCGCCAACAUGACCAGCCUGGUGCACCUCACCCUCUCCCGUAACACCAUCGGCCAAGUGGCAGCCGGCGCCUUUGCGGACCUCCGCGCCCUCCGAGCUCUGCACCUCGACAGCAACCGCUUGGCCGAGGUCCGUGGCGACCAGCUCCGUGGCUUGGGCAACCUCCGCCACCUGAUCCUCGGCAACAACCAGAUCCGCCGGGUGGAGCCGGCGGCCUUCGACGCCUUCUUGUCCACUGUGGAGGACCUGGAUCUGUCCUACAACAACCUCGAGGCCCUGCCCUGGGAGGCCGUAGGCCAGAUGGUGAACCUGAACACCCUCACGCUGGACCACAAUCUCAUCGACCACAUUGCCGAAGGUACCUUCGUGCAGCUUCACAAACUGGUUCGCCUGGACAUGACCUCCAACCGCCUCCAUAAACUGCCCCCUGAUGGACUCUUCCUGAGGUCCCAAGGCCCUGGGCCCAAGCCGCCUACGCCACUCACGGUCAGCUUUGGUGGCAACCCCCUGCAUUGCAAUUGUGAGCUGCUCUGGCUGCGGCGGCUGACCAGGGAGGAUGACCUGGAGACGUGUGCCACCCCUGAGCACCUCACUGACCGCUACUUCUGGUCCAUCCCUGAGGAGGAGUUCCUGUGCGAACCCCCGCUGAUCACACGGCAGGCGGGGGGCCGGGCCCUCGUGGUGGAGGGCCAGGCAGUCAGCCUGCGGUGCCGUGCGGUGGGUGACCCUGAGCCGGUGGUGCAUUGGGUGGCACCUGACGGGCGGUUGCUGGGAAACUCCAGCCGGACCCGGGUCCGGGGGGAUGGGACACUGGAUGUAACCAUCACCACCUUGCGGGACAGCGGCAUCUUCACUUGCAUCGCCUCCAAUGCCGCGGGAGAAGCCACGGCACCGGUGGAGGUGUGCGUGGUGCCUCUGCCUCUGAUGGCGCCCCCGCCGGCUGCCCCGCCGCCUCUCACUGAGCCUGGCUCCUCUGACAUUGCUACGCCCGGCCGACCUGGUGCCAACGAAUCGGCUGCUGAGCGCCGGCUGGUGGCGGCGGAGCUCACCUCCAACUCCGUGCUCAUCCGCUGGCCAGCGCAGAGGCCAGUGCCUGGCAUCCGCAUGUACCAAGUCCAGUACAACAGUUCUGCGGAUGACUCCCUCGUCUACAGGAUGAUCCCCUCCACCAGCCAGACCUUCCUGGUGAAUGAUCUGGCGGCGGGCCGCUCCUACGACUUGUGCGUGCUGGCAGUCUACGACGACGGGGCCACAGCGCUGCCAGCCACGCGAGUGGUGGGCUGCGUGCAAUUUACCACGGCUGGGGAUCCGGCGCCCUGCCGCCCGCUGAGGGCCCACUUCUUGGGUGGCACUAUGAUCAUUGCCAUCGGGGGUGUUAUCGUCGCCUCUGUCCUCGUCUUCAUCGUUCUGCUCAUGAUCCGCUACAAGGUCUACGGUGAUGGAGAUGGCCGCCGCGUCAAGGGCGCCUCUAGGUCGCCCCCGCGGGUCAGCCACGUGUGCUCGCAGACCAACGGCGCAGGCGUGCAGCAGUCCCUGCCAGCGCAAGACCGCUACGAGGCCCUACGCGAGGUGGCAACCCCGGCUGGUGCUUCAGUGGCAGUCGAAGCAAAGGCCACGGUGGUAGAGACGGCUUCCUCAGACCCAGAGGCGGUCCUUGGACGCUCCCUGGGCGGCUCGGCCACCUCGCUGUGUCUCCUGCCGUCGGAGGAAACCUCCGGGGAGGAGCCUCGAGCUGCGGUGGGCCCUCGGAGGAGCCGUUCUGGGGCCUUGGGGCCGCCAGCUUCGGCUCCCCUCACUCUCGCUCUGGUUCCUGGGGGGACCUCGGCACGGCCAAGGCCUCAGCAGCGCUAUUCGUUCGAUGGGGACUAUGGGGCGCUCUUCCAGAGCCACAGUUACCCGCGCCGCGCCCGGCGGACAAAGCGCCACCGGUCCACACCGCACCUGGACGUGGCCGGAGGGGACGCGGCCGGGGAGGAUGGAGACCUGGGGCUGGGCUCCGCCAGGGCACGCCUGGCCUUUACCAGCACCGAGUGGAUGCUGGAGAGUACCGUGUGAGCGGCGGGCGGGCGCCGGGACGCCUGGGUGCCGCGGACAAACGCCCAGCCCCCCAGAUCCCGGGGCAGGACACGGGGGAGAAAGCACAGCGCCAAGACCUCUGACUGGAGGGGAGAUGGGCCCCUACUCCUACUCCUCCCCCAGGGGGC